AAAUAUUAAGGGAUGGAGGAAAAAAUAUUUUUAGAAAAAUCAAGUUAAGGUUUUUACUCAAUUGAAAAUGUCGCGGAAUCAUUUAAGGUUUUUGGCGAAGACUGUCCUUGUACGCAACAAUGACAUUGAACCUGCCUACAGAGUUCUCGACAGGAUCCUUCGAAGUGAAAAUUUUUUCACAGAUGUGAAAAGAAAAGAACGGUAUGAAAAACCUUGCCAGCAGCGUCGACGUGUCAGCUACGAGCGCUGCAGAAGAAUUUACAACUCAGAAAUGCAAAGAAAAAUAGAGUUUGUAAUGAGGAAAAACAGAACAAACCCUUUUCCACGAUGACUGUUUGAUGAACAUACAGAUUUUUCCAGACUUCUGUAGCAGUAAAAGACAGAGAACCAGUUGCCCACUUUUACAGGCUUCUGUAGCAGUAAAGGCUAAGGAUCAAUUGUGUACUUUGUACCAACAGAUGAGGGACUUCACUAAUCUACAUCUCUGUAUACUUAUUUAAAAUGCUAGUUUCUUUGAAAUGCUCCUAAAAUAGCUAUUCCAUAACAUUUUUAAAUGCUUGUCAGGAUAUGUAAACCUGGCUUGAUCAAUCAAAAUCUCCUCCACUUAGUGUGAUGUUUAAUGUUUAAUAUCCUGUCUGUCAUCUUCAAUUUUGACAGCAUUGAAAGAUUGCUUUGUCUGAAAGAUUAGUGUAACGUUGAUGAGAAAUAUGUAUAUUCUUCUGUUUAUGGAAUUAAUAUCAAAUUUGGCAGACCCUUUACAGUCACUUUUCUGGCAUUAAAGAAGUUUUGAAUACAGAUUUUGUAUAUUGAAAUAA
Molecule: messenger RNA, 815 nt
Organism: Pomacea canaliculata
Lineage: Eukaryota; Metazoa; Mollusca; Gastropoda; Architaenioglossa; Ampullariidae
Product: 28S ribosomal protein S21, mitochondrial-like
Exons: 2
Coding region: 68-331 (87 amino acids)
Biological process (GO): translation
Cellular component (GO): ribosome
Molecular function (GO): structural constituent of ribosome
Source: RefSeq, a predicted model, not a curated record